Messenger RNA from Yarrowia lipolytica CLIB122, 2139 nucleotides. RefSeq lists its product as uncharacterized. Gene Ontology annotation, biological process: regulation of transcription by RNA polymerase II. NCBI's taxonomy places the organism in Eukaryota, Fungi, Ascomycota, Dipodascomycetes, Dipodascales. The record is from RefSeq and is a predicted model, not a curated record. Gene Ontology annotation, molecular function: RNA polymerase II cis-regulatory region sequence-specific DNA binding; DNA-binding transcription factor activity, RNA polymerase II-specific.
AUGGAGGUGGCCAUGGAUGGAAGCCACAAUGGGCGCCGGAAAUGCGCUCGGCGAAGCUCGUCUGCCGAGCUGCUCGAAAAACCGGAGUCGGACCUUUUGACACAAAUGUACCACAUGCGCAACGACGACUCGCUGGCCGACGCUCUCACCAACAACGAAAGCGAGCAUUCCAACGUGUCCACUUCGUCGGCAGCGUCGGCGUCGACCGCCGCAACCUCGGCCUCGAUGAUGGACUCCCAGGUGUACACAAACAAGCAAAACACAGCCGCCAACAACGUGACCCCGGCGCCCAAUAACACAGACAUGCGGCCUCCCGAGUCGCCGGGCCCGGGCUCGUCGGCGUCGCGAAAACGCAAGGCACCAAUGGCGUCGUCGGAGGAAAUCGACGCAGAGCUGCGCAGAGCCGCAGAGCAACUGGUGGGCCUGCCAAUUGAAGAUAUUGUGGAAACCCUGCGUCGACAGGACUCGCCCGCCGGCAGAGGCCAUGGCAACGAGCGCACCAAGCAGACCUUUGGCAUGGCCUGGCUCAUGAAGUUCUGCGAGCUCAAUGAGCAGUCGUCGGUCCUGCGAUCCCGCAUCUACGCCCGCUACGUGACCAUGUGUUCGCAACACAAUGUGCGGCCCAUGAACCCGGCAUCGUUUGGCAAGCUCGUGCGCGUCAUCUACCCCGACCUGACCACGCGACGACUGGGAGUUCGUGGCCAGAGCAAGUACCAUUACUGCGGCAUCCGGCUCACCGGCGAGGCCGAGGAGAUCUCUACCCCCGGGCCUGGAUCGCCUGAUCGGGCCUUCACCCCCGAAUUGACUCCCUUCGACUCGCCCUACGGGUUCCGUGGCAAGACUGAGACUCCCGACUACGCGCUGGGCCUCAACUCCAUGAUGGCGUCCCAGCCCGGCACGCCACAGCAGCAUAUCCAAAAUCAUCAGCAGCAGCAUCUGCAACAAAAUCACCAACAGCAUCAUCAACAGCAACAGCAGCAGCAGCAACAUCAACAACAUCAACAACAGCAGCAGCAACAGCAACAACAACAACAACAACAGCAACAGCAACAGCAACAGCAACAGCAACAGCAACACAUAAUGGGAACCCCCCAACCAGGCGUACCCGACCUUCGUUUCGUGUCGAACCUAACGGAAGUGUCACUAUCAGAAGGCUACGACUCCCUCAUGCUGCCCUCGAUGGAGCCGUACCUUCCUCUGGGCACUGACAGCGACACCGCCAACACGCUAGCGGCGCUCUACAAGGCCCACUGCCAGUCGCUGGUCGAAUCGCUACGGUUCAUGCAUAUCAGAAAAUUUCUCCACAUUCAUGGAGCUUUCAUUGGGGGCCUGACAUCCACAGUUCAAAAGCUGUAUCGACAUGAGUCGCUGCAGCCGUGGGUGGCCAAGGCCGACUGGAUUAUGUACAAGGACAUGGUCCAGAUGCUGUCGCCUUUGGCGCUGCAGGAGAUUCCUCCACAGGUCCUGUCGGGUCUCAAGAGCUUGUCGCAAUACUUGCCCGAGUACCUCAAGUCGUCUUUGUGCAAGACGUCGCCGGGGUUUGUGGAGACCAAGCUCAAGCCCGCGCGGGCGUUUGCAUCACUGCUGAUGCGGCUGGUGCGGGUGUCGGAGCUGGCUCUCAACGCCGGCAAGCUGCUGGCGUCCGACCACGACCGAGCGGUGAUGAAAAACGAUUGGAUCAAGUACGUGGACAGCGGGCUGAUAGUGGCUCGAGACGUUCCGUGCUCAUCACAGGAGGUGACCAAGAUUCUCGACGUCGACCUUCCGCAGCUGCUGGACUACAAGGAUCCGGUGGCGUCGGCUAUAGUGGAGCACUGGGCAAUGUACCUGAUGACUCUUCCGUCGCGGUUCACCAACGUGUACCCCCAUAUGUUUCUGCUUUACAUGAACGCUGUGUUUACAGCCGCACUACGGGAGAUUUUUCUCAACGGAGGAGACGGGUUUGGAGCGUGGAUGGUGGUUCGGUGCUGGGUGGAUGAAUGGAUGGGAUGGACGGCCGAACAGGGCACGUUUCUGUCUGCCGACCACAACAAGGAGGUCAACAAGCAUGAGAACAAGGAAGGGACGCCCCAUGGCAACCCCGCCAAGUUUCUCGACAUGACUGUGGGGUUGCUCAAGCCCACCCACAAGGAUGCAUAG